Galleria mellonella (greater wax moth) is the source of this 3376-nucleotide messenger RNA. RefSeq names its product gephyrin (gene cin). The record is from RefSeq and is a predicted model, not a curated record. Gene Ontology annotation, biological process: glycine receptor clustering; gamma-aminobutyric acid receptor clustering; molybdenum incorporation into molybdenum-molybdopterin complex. NCBI's taxonomy places the organism in Eukaryota, Metazoa, Arthropoda, Insecta, Lepidoptera, Pyralidae. Gene Ontology annotation, cellular component: dendrite; cytoplasm; cytosol. Bases 383 to 2248 code for a protein of 621 amino acids. Gene Ontology annotation, molecular function: molybdopterin molybdotransferase activity. The transcript has 10 exons.
CAACAUUUUAAAAUGUCACUCAUUGGAUAUCGUUAACCCGCGAAAAAUAUUUAAUUAGAUGAUAGAAUAGAUUAAAAAAUUAGUUUUCAUUAGCGCCGUGAUAUCAGUUUAUUGUUAUUUUUAUACUGUAGUGUUCUAUCAAAGUGAUGUAAUAAAAGUUUCACGCAAGCAAGUUAUACUUCUCUCUCACUUAGUUACUACUAGCAUAUUAAUACAGUUGUCGGUGCGUAACAACGUGAUUACUUACUAUAUUUUUUUUCUGUUUUGUGAAAUUAAUACAACAGCAUAGUUAUAAACCAUAAUUAAAUUUUUAAUAAAUAUAUCAGAAUUCACAGUUUGUUCAAAUUCAGUGACAAAAUAUUUUCUAUUUACAAGGGGGAAAAUGGUGAAGGCGGUAGCAGUGAUUACUGUGAGUGAUACUUGUUUCAAAAACAAUUCACAUGACACCUCUGGGCCUUGUCUCGCUCAACUUGCCAACGAAGUUUUUCCUGAAGCAAAUUUGCAUACAAUUAUUAUUCCUGAUGAGAAAGAAAUUAUUGAACGAGAAUUGAAAUAUUUUAGUGAUUCAAAUAUAGACUUAAUUUUAACUACCGGAGGUACGGGUCUGAGUUCCAGAGAUGUAACACCAGAGGCUACAAAAGCAGUGAUUUAUCGGGAUAUACCAGCAAUAUCAGUCGCAUUAACAUUAGAAAGUUUAAAAAAGACUCCUAUGGCCAUGUUAUCACGAUCUGUUGCUGGUAUAAGAGAUAAGACACUAAUAAUUAAUUUCCCAGGAAGCAAGAAAGCUGUUAUAGAAUGCUUUGAAGUAAUCCGACCAGUGUUAUCUCAUGCAAUUUCUUUAAUAAAAAAUGAGCAUGUAGAAGUGAAAUCAACACAUGAUUCUAUGCAAUCUGGUCACAUUUGCCCUCACCAUAGUAGCGUGGAUGUUUCAAAAGUCGCAUUUAGACCAAGAGAGUCACCAUUUCCAAUGGUAGAGAUGUCUGAGGCAUGGAAGAUAAUAGAUAGUGUAAUGGCACAAUGGACCGAACGUUUGGAAAUUGUUUCUAUAGAAGACGGUCUAGGGAGAGUUGUAGCACAGCCCCUGCAUGCAAAAGAACCAAUGCCACCAUUCCCAGCUUCUGUUAAAGAUGGUUAUGCUUGUAUCAGUCUGGAUGGUGCAGGUGUGAGGAAGGUUCGCUCUGCGCUGACGGCGGGCGACGCACCCACUGAGCCUCUGCUACCAGGUGAAUGUGCCAGGAUUAACACGGGUGCUGCAUUGCCCGCUGGCGCCGACUGUGUCGUGCAGGUAGAAGAUACGAAAUUGGUGUCGGCUUCUGAUGAUGGCGAGACUGAGUUCGAAGUGGAAAUUAUGGUAGCGCCAAAACCUGAACAAGAUGUCCGGCCUGUUGGCUACGACAUACCAAUGGGCGCGGUACUAACUAAUAGAGGAGACGUUCUUGAUGCUGCGUUAAUUGGACUGUUAGCGGGUGCAGGAUAUCAGAAUGUGACUGUUAAAGCGCAUCCGAAGGUGGCACUACUAUCAACUGGAAACGAGCUGCAAGAGCCAUCGGAGGGUAAACUUCGACCUGCGCAUAUACGAGACUCCAAUAGGACAAUGCUGAGAAUGCUGCUUAGGGAGCAUGGAUACGAGAGCAUAGAUUGUGGCAUUGCUCGCGACUCACCCACGCACUUGGCUUCGGCGUUGGCGACCGCCAUGCAACGAGCCGACGUGAUCGUGUGCACCGGCGGCGUCUCUAUGGGCGAACGAGAUUUACUCAAGCCAGUAUUACUUAAGGACUUCAACGCGACAUUGCAUUUCGGACGCGUACGAAUGAAGCCGGGCAAACCGAGUACAUUUGCUACAUGUCUGUUUGAAGGGAAGACAAAAUAUAUAUUUGCUUUACCAGGCAACCCCGUGUCUGCAUACGUGUGCUGCCUGCUGUUCGUAGUGCGCGCAUUGCGUGUGAGUUGCGGGCGUGUUGCGGAAUGGCCGCGGGUCAGCGUGCGGCUCGAGGAGGCCGUGACACUCGACCCACGGCCCGAGUAUGCUCGCGCUGCGCUGCAGACUCGCUGCCGGGAUCGAGGGGACCUACCCACCGCCGCGCUUCUCGGGAACCAGUGCAGUAGCCGGUUGCUGAGUGCAUGUGGUGCGGGCGCGCUUCUGGAGCUGCCGGCAGGUGGCGCGGGCCGCAUACUGCCGCCCGGCGCUGUCGUCAGCGCGCUUCUCACUGGCAGGCUUGAUCUCACUGUUAUCCAUUCGGAAUCGUAAUAUAUAUCAUCUCAUACGAAUAUAUAUCUCUAUAAUACGAGGUGAUAGGGAUCUGAAUACAUAAACAUCCUAGUAAUAUACUAGAUCAAACACAUAGAGGCCUUACAUGCAAAGGUUAAAAGUUUUCAGUUAGUGAUCAAUGUGGAAAAUGUUAAUAUUGUAUAUUUCGUUUAUUGUGAAUCUCACCAAGUACCAGUUAUGCUAGUAGCUGUGCUCGCGGCUUCGUCCGCAUUCUCUUUCAUUUUCUUUCCCAGCUAUAAAUAUUUGAACUAUAGAAAUUUCUUUUUGGAUGUCUUUACACACACUUUCACUUUUAUAAAAAAGAUAUAGUAUUGUUAUUAAUAAUAGAAUGGUAGCUACUUUCGAGAUUGGCCACUAUGAGUACUUUUGUCGUUAAAAAAUAAUGCGUGCUUUAUUGUUUCGAACUGAAAAAAUAUAGCCAACAACAUUUCUAAAAAAGGAAACAAUAUUCACAGAUUUUUUCAUUCAUGUUUGUAUGUAAUGUUGCACUUUUAGAAUAAGUAAUUAAAAUAGAGCCAAGGAAUUGAGAGUAGUCGUAUAAUUUUCUAGAAAAAUAUUGUUAAAAGUGCACCUUGUACUAUUUUUUAAAUGCUUUUUGUUGGGAAUCACAAGUACUUGUUUAGAUAGGGGACUUUGCAUGCAGAGGACACAAAUUGUUUAUUGCCUCAGAUGGGCCUUUUAUUGCCUUUUAUUGCCUCCUAUGCACAACUUCGUAUGAAUAUUCUGGUUCAAAAGACCAUAUCGUCAUACACAGUAUACUGACAGAUCUGACAAAUAUUACAUAUAAAGAUCCGUCAGUAUUCUACGACUAUGACGAUAUGAUGCUGAAUUCCUUGUUUAAAAUGCAAUAAAGAUGAUUGUUAUAAUAUUUAUUGUUUGUUAUGUUUCUUAAUUAUUAAUUAUAGUCAAAAUUUAUGAUUCAGAUGUUAGUUAGUUAGUUAUGCAUUUGAAUGUAAUAAAUCACUAUUUAAAGUAAUUGGGGAUUCAGCAAAAUGUUUACAGCUGAACCUUGCAGUUGAAUUAAAAUACCGAGAUUCAUUGUAAAUAAAAUUACCUAAGAUAGUGAUCAUCAUUGUUAAAAUCUCAAUAAAAUUAUUAUAUUGUUAA